CACUUCGUCAUAGACUUUUGCGUGCGUUGUAUCAACUUUCACUGAGCUAUUGCUUUUGUUUGACUUAAAUUACUGAAAAAUGGGCUCUGGCAAGCAACAAAAAGUGCAGUCUUCCGGCUUCACCAAGGAGGAGGAGCUUCUGCUUCAGGAUUUCAGCCGCAAUGUGAGCACAAAGUCCUCGGCCCUCUUCUACGGCAAUGCCUUUAUCGUGUCCGCGGUGCCCAUCUGGCUCUUCUGGCGCAUACACAACAUGGACCUGUGGCCCAGCUCCAUUCUGUUCGUGUUGGUGACCGCCGCUAGCACCUAUCUGAUGGCUACUGCCUACAAGAACAUCAAGUUCCAGCUGAAGCACAAGAUCGCUGGACGUCGCGAGGAUGCUGUUACCCGGGAGGUGAACCGCCAACUGGGCGACGACAAGAAGGUCACGCGAAAGGAAAAGGACGAGCGCAUUCUCUGGAAGAAGAACGAGGUCGCCGACUACGAGGCAACCACCUUUUCAAUUUUCUACAAUAAUUCCAUCUACCUGGCUGUGAUCAUCUUCAUCAGCUUCUUUCUGCUAAAGAACUCGACGCCAUUUGUGAACUACAUUUUCUCCGUUGGCCUCGCCAGCGGAGCCCUGGCGCUCUUCUCCACCAGUGCCCAAACGAACUGAACAAAUUUCGUCAUCUACACUUAAUGUUAGGCCUUCUAAGAGAUUGGGAAUCAAUACCCUAAACAGCGGCUGAGACAUAUCCACCCAUCAGUCGUCCGUAAAUCAUUUCCAGCAAUGAACAUUGAAAUUUUUAUAGCACGAAGAUGCAAUUGUUGUCUUUCUUGUAGAAAGCUGAUCAACUUCCAUUCGCAAAAGAUUUAAUAAAUUGUAAAGAUAAAAUAA
Molecule: messenger RNA, 874 nt
Organism: Drosophila guanche
Lineage: Eukaryota; Metazoa; Arthropoda; Insecta; Diptera; Drosophilidae
Product: translocon-associated protein subunit gamma
Exons: 2
Coding region: 80-652 (190 amino acids)
Biological process (GO): SRP-dependent cotranslational protein targeting to membrane
Cellular component (GO): endoplasmic reticulum; membrane
Source: RefSeq, a predicted model, not a curated record